Molecule: messenger RNA, 3607 nt
Organism: Chaetomium strumarium
Lineage: Eukaryota; Fungi; Ascomycota; Sordariomycetes; Sordariales; Chaetomiaceae
Exons: 2
Coding region: 308-3508 (1066 amino acids)
Source: RefSeq, a predicted model, not a curated record
CCCUCGCUUGGUGUGGUUUAUUCUGGUGCAGUCUGGUGUCAAUGAAAGGGAAUCCUCCCUUUGUUGCUUUCUAUUGAUUCCGAGUGUCUUUUUCCUUUUUGUGUGCGUGCCGGUUUUUGUCGACAACAACCAAAACUUGGAACUGCUUGUAGCCAUCGGCGGGGUAACUUCCACAAACAAACGAACCCCCGAGUCCAAGUAAACAAACCGCUUUGAUUCCCUUUUCAGGACUCAGGCUCUUAAAACCGCCGCUUAAAACACCACGACCUCGGGUCAUGAGACGGCCUCGCGCAGCGAAACAGACAAGAUGACGACCAAGCUGGUGAAAGCGAACCCCCUCAACGGGAUCCCGCACACGGCGGGUAUCUACUCCGACAUGAGCGUCGACGGACCAGAGAUCGGCACGCUGGUUAUGGUGGUCGACCGGGCCAAGAACCUGCCCAAUCGCAAGACCAUUGGCAAGCAGAACCCUUACUGCGCUGCUCGCCUCGGGAAAGAGGCCAAGAAGACCAACACCGACCUCCGCGGUGGCCAGACCCCAAAAUGGGAUCAGGAACUCCGAUUCACCGUCCACGACUCACCCGACUACUAUCAGCUCAAGGUCUCGGUCUUCAACGACGACAAGAGGACGGAACUGAUCGGAGAGGCCUGGAUCGACCUACGCAACAUUGUCGUGCCGGGAGGCGGCCAGAGCGACCAGUGGCACCAGCUCGGGUGCAGAGGUAAGUAUGCCGGCGAGGUCCGCAUCGAGAUCACAUUCUACGACAGCCGCCCCAAGCCCGAGAAGCCCGCGGCGAAGGCAAAGCCACCGGUCCAAGCCGAGCUUGAAGCAACUUCCGCGCCAACUGGUCCAAGCGGUCCCAGGAAGGUGCCCAAGCGUCGACCUUUGCCCUCGGAUCCGGUCACUGGAGAGGCCCCAGCUCCGCCUGCUCCUGCUCCUGCUCCAGAGCAAGUAGUAGAGGCGCCGCCUCGUCCACAACCGAAUCCCACGCCUACCUCGCACCAGUCUUUCCAGCAGGCCGAGUACAACCCAGCCCCACCAGCGCCGUCGCAGCCAUACUACCAACAGCCGGACCAUCUCCGCCGGGAACCCAGUCGAGAGUUCGAGACUCCGCCUCGAAGGCUGGAAGCGCCUACGCAGCAAUUCCGAACCCCCGACAGAGCGGAGCAGUAUGCCAUCCAACAUCAUGACCAAGGCUAUAGCCCCCAGUACCAGCAACAGCAACAGUUGACUUACGACCAUCAAGGGCCAUACGACUUUCCCCAGGCAAACGAAGCAAGAAAUCUUGAGGAUGAUAGGCCACCACCGCCGCCCGCACAUCGGAGCAGGACUGGUAGCAAUCCUCCCCUGAAUACAGGGUUUCAGGCGACCCCUCCAACGAUGCGUCACGAUGUGCUGCGAAGCGAAGCUCAUCGGAACUCAAUUGGGCCUGCAAGCUAUCCGGGACGGCCAACAUACAAAGCACACGACACUGCCCCGGCGGUACUCUCCGGCUCUCAACACUCCAUCACGGAACAGGCGCCACCGGUGCGCCACUACUCGUAUGAUCCGGCUUAUGAUAUUCCCCAUAGGGCCCUGCAGCCGACCGUUGAGGAUGUUCCCGAGUCGCCGGAAUCAAUGAGCAAUCCGCACAGAAGAACCUCCGGGCGCUGGCAGCAACCUCAGCCCCAGUCUCAGUUCACCCCGGACUAUGAUCUGACCGCCAGCCCCGCACCGCUGACUCUUUCAGGAAGCCGCAGCAGCGAGUUGAUGCAGUACUCCCAUGCUCCGGCCGCUCCUGAGCCAAGCCACCAGGGACCGAAUGGGUACCAGAUGGCUCUGUCGGAGAGCCAGCGGCGAAAGUCUUUCGAGUAUGCGCCGAAUUUCGGCAGGCACUCCGAACCUGCGCUGGGGUCCCACAGCUCCCACGCGGACCAGAGAGCCUUGACGUACCGGGGUGAGGUAGACGAAGCCUCGAAGAGCUAUUCUGUGCCUCCUGUGCCUCCGUCGCUGAUCCCCGGCAUCGAUCCGAACAUCGCUCAGGAGAUCUCGGAGAGGAUUAAUCAGGACAGACAGCAGCCUACCCAACGGCGAUACACACAGCCGGCCAUGAUCGAGGCGCCGCCCCGGGGCAGAACGAUGGACCAGAGAUACGGCCAUGAUGGCUCGCCGGCCGCGUACAACGCUGUCGUACCCGCUCACAGCAGGAGCCCCGUCACGUACCAAAACGGACCAUCGACCUCAAGUGUCAAUGUUGUUAUCAAGUCCCGCGCCUACUCGCCAAACCCGGCCCGUGACCCGAGUCCCAACCCACGUACCCAGCACACCAUUCGGCGCAAGUCAGUCAGCCCGAGACCGCCGGUGGACAACACGCGCCAGAUAUCUGACGUGCCGUUUGGCCCCGACUCUUACGACGCGCUAAACCCCAAUGCUUCAUCCGCUGCCCUUAAGGACGCCGCAUCCUCGCGUCCAGACUACGACGAAGCGACUGGCAAGAUCAUCACGCACGAUGGCCGAGAGGUCGACCCUUCCGACCACCUGCCGAUGGAGAGCUGGGCGCCGGAACCCGAGCCGAAGCCUCCGUCAUCUUCAUCUCCGUCGGCUCGCCCCUCUCUGUCUGGACCGCAGCCCGUUCCGUCCUCGGGUCGUCGCCCCCUGCGCGUCCGGCCGCAAUCGAUGCUCCCCAGCAGUUCUGUUGUCUCGUUCGGCAGUUCCUCCGACCACGUCAACGAGUCCGUGACAUCCUCCUCAUCUCCGGCCUCAUCAGCGCGCAGCCGCCUGCAGAAAAAGGCUGUCUACCGCCAGUCCACGUCGGCAAUCGCCCCCGUCAUGUCAGGCGCCAACGGGCCCGGUCCCAGCUCUUCUAAUAGCAACGGCUUCCGCCCGAGCAGCAGUGGGAAUGGCAUCGAACCCACCCCUCUCGCGCCCAUCCCUCCGCAUCAAGACAACUUCACCCCGCCGCGCCAUCUCCCGCGCGCAGCCACAUUCGACUAUGCCCUGGGAGCAGGCAGCGAGAACUACGCACCUUCUCACUCCCACUCCCAUUCUUAUGGAGGACACGGCUGUUCCCCGCACGCUCAUCACACGCGUGGAGGCUCCGGUCCGCCGCCCAUACCCGCCAAAAUCCCGCUUGCCUUGCCCGCUCCCAACAGCAGCAACAAUGCUAACUCUUCUGGAGGGCCUGGUGGUAUGAGUGGCGCCCUGCAGUUGCACAGCAGCAGCCUUGCCAGACGGGCGGGGAGCGGGAUCGAUGACGAGUAUUACUCUGAGCAAGAGCUUGAUCACCACCAUGACCACCACCAGCAUCAGCAACAUCAGCAUGAACCGUAUGAAGGGUAUAACCGUGCAUAUGAUGGUGUCCCUGGAGGGAGGGGGGGUGAUGGAGCGCUCUCGCUGGAGGAGGAGCUCAGGCAGAUUGAUAUCGGCACGGGAAGUUCCAGGCGAAAAUAUGCUACUUAUUCCAUGAAGGGGAGGCAUUCGGGUCAGCAUGGCAAUCAGGGGUUUGUGUAUGGACAGGGAGGGUAUUGACAUUGACGGGCCUUUUUUUCUUCAGACGGGGCCGGGCUGGGGGGUGGGUGGUAUUGACGCUCUUGUCUGCCUUGCCUGUCUCGGGUUGUUCGUUGGGGU